CGAUGUUUUCAUUUUCAUUUUCGUUUUCAUUUACGUUUUCAGCGCCGCACAACGCGGCGUAUGUGUGAUGUGCGAUGCCGAUGUGAUCUCGGGCGAUCUCAGGAUCAGUACGAAAGGGAGCAGUAUAAUUUACGCAAAAAAAUUUGUCUCCAAGAUCCGGAAUAUGGAAAGUGUAAAGGUCGCCGGACACUUUGGUACUACAAUACCAAAAGGUCCAAGUGCCAGACCUUUACCUAUUCCAAUUGUGGUGGAAAUGGCAACCUUUUCUAUACCUACGAAAGUUGCAAGGAAUUCUGCGGUAAAUACAACUGGCGUAAGGGUCCUCCUGUCCAAGGACGUCGACGUAUGGCUGCUCCUAGAAUUAAGGAACUUGAUAAAACUCCACAAUAAAAUUAACUUGUGAAUAUUAACAAUAUUAAUAAUAACUA
Molecule: messenger RNA, 428 nt
Organism: Drosophila suzukii
Lineage: Eukaryota; Metazoa; Arthropoda; Insecta; Diptera; Drosophilidae
Product: kunitz-type serine protease inhibitor 2
Molecular function (GO): serine-type endopeptidase inhibitor activity
Source: RefSeq, a predicted model, not a curated record